AGAAGAACAGAGAAACUGGCAACUUCAAUAAAACCAAUCUUUCUAUAUCUGGUAAGUUAAGCUUGAAAAAAAAUCAAUGGAGGUUUCUUGGCUAUUGUUAGCACUCUCCAUAUUUCCCCUCUUCAUAUUAUUCAAACUUUUCAAAAAACCACCUCCAACAAAUUUACCACCAGGACCUCCAAAAUUACCCUUGAUCGGAAACCUCCACCAGCUAGCAAGGGGUAACACCCUCCCACACCGUCGCCUGGCCGAGCUAGCGGCGGUGCACGGACCCAUCAUGCACCUCAAACUCGGGGAAGUCUCUACCGUUAUUAUAUCAUCGGCGGAGAUGGCAAAGGAGGUGAUGAAAACUCACGACGCGGUGUUUUGUAGUAGGCCGACUAUUAUGGUUGGGAAGGAGAUCUUUUACGAUUCUUCUGAUAUUGGACUUGCUCCGUACGGUGAGUAUUGGCGGCAGGUGAGGAAGAUAUCGGUGCUUGAGCUUUUUACGGCGAAGCGGGUGCAAUCUUUCCGGCCGAUUAGGGAGGAGGAGGUGGCGGAGUUAAGGGCGUCGUUAAGGUUGGAGGCGGGGUCUGUUGUUAAUCUUAGCAAGAAACUCUUUGGCCUUACUUUCAAGAUUUCGUCUAGGUUAGCCUUCAGUAAGAGAGGCAAAGACCAAGAAGAAUUUCAAGCCCUAAUUACAGCUAUUACAGAGGCUGCCUCUGGUUUCUCCAUUGCAGACGUCUACCCGUCGGUCGAGUGGCUUCAUUCAAUAAGUGGGACGAAGAAGAAAUUCAAGGAGCUUGUUUGCGAAUCCAAUAGAAUACUUGAUCCUAUUAUUGAUGAACACAAGUCUAAGAAUAGCGAUCAAGAUCAUCAAGUAGAGGAAGACUUGGUGGAUGUUCUUCUCAAGUUUCAUAAAGAUAAUGUCAAAUCCCCUCAAGAUUUUUGCUUGAGUACUGACAACAUUAAGGCAGUUGUAUUGGAGCUUUUUGGUGCUGGAAGCGAUACCUCUUCAACGGCAAUGGAAUGGGCAAUAUCUGAAUUGCUAAAGAAUCCAAAAGAAAUGGAGAAGGCACAAGCUGAGGUACGACGAGUAUAUCAAGGGGAAGCAAUAGUUGAUGAGACAAAGCUACACGAGCUCAAGUACUUGAAACAAGUGAUCAAAGAAACCUUAAGACUUCAUCCUUCACUUCCUCUCUUGGUUCCUAGAGAAUCCGUCGAGAGAUGUCAAAUCCAAUCUCAUGAGAUACCUUCCAAAACUCGAGUAGUUAUCAACGCAUGGGGUAUAGCAAGAGAUCCUGAAUUUUGGCCGGAGCCUGAGAGAUUCAAUCCCGAACGAUUUGAUGAGUGUUCAAUAGAUCACAAAGGAACUAAUUUCGAGCUAAUUCCAUUCGGUGCAGGGAGAAGAAUGUGUCCCGGCAUGACACUUGGUUUAGCGAAUGUUGAGCUUCCAUUAGCCAUGCUACUCUGCCAUUUUGAUUGGAAAUUACCUCCUGGUGUUGAAAGUCCUGAAUAUCUAGAUAUGGAUGAAUCCUUUGGCAUAGCAGUGAGGAGGAAAAAUGAGUUGCAUGUAAUUCCUAUUCCUUACUCUUACUAACCAUAUUUGAAAUGAGAUAUGUAUGUUUAAAUAAUAAUUAUGAAUGAAAUACUCAAAUAUGUGCAUUGCAAAAAAAAUUAUUCUUGGCCUUUUUCCUUUUUUGACA
This is a messenger RNA of Spinacia oleracea (spinach), 1685 nucleotides long. Its product is annotated as desmethyl-deoxy-podophyllotoxin synthase. Gene Ontology annotation, molecular function: oxidoreductase activity, acting on paired donors, with incorporation or reduction of molecular oxygen; heme binding; monooxygenase activity. The transcript is spliced from 3 exons. The record is from RefSeq and is a predicted model, not a curated record. Bases 77 to 1579 code for a protein of 500 amino acids. Lineage: Eukaryota; Viridiplantae; Streptophyta; Magnoliopsida; Caryophyllales; Amaranthaceae.